AGACAGAGAGCCCCCCGGCCCCGAUGUCCCUGCUGAGCCGAGGGUCCGCUCCCUGGGCCCGGCUGCUCCCGAGGCUGCUCCCGAGGCUGCGCCCGGCGGUGCCCCCGGCGAUGCCCCCCUUGGUGCCCCCCUUGGUGCCCCCUCCCCGGGGGCGGGCUGUGUGCGGGGGGCGGGCUGUGGCCAUGGCGGCGAAAGUGGACCUGACCACCUCCACCGACUGGAAGGGGGCCAAAUCUUUCCUGAAAGGCCUGAGUGACAAACAGCGGGAGGAGCACUAUUUCUGCCGGGAUUUUAUCAGGCUGAAGAAAAUCCCCACCUGGAAAGAGACUGCAAAAGGGGUGCAGGCCAAGGCGGAAGAGCCCAAGUACAAGAAGGACAAACACCUGAACGAGAAAAUCUCCCUCCUUCGAGGGGACAUCACCAAGCUGGAGGUGGACGCCAUCGUCAACGCAGCCAACAGCUCCCUCCUGGGCGGUGGCGGCGUGGACGGCUGCAUCCACCGGGCAGCGGGGCCGCUGCUGACCGAGGAAUGCCGCACCCUCAACAGCUGUGCCACCGGCAAGGCCAAGAUCACCGGCGGGUACCGCCUGCCAGCCAAAUACGUCAUCCACACGGUGGGUCCCAUCGCCCAGGGGGAGCCCAGCCCCGGCCAGGCCCAGGAGCUCCGCAGCUGCUACCUCAACAGCCUGCAACUGGCGCUGGAGAACCGGCUCCGGUCCGUGGCUUUCCCCUGCAUCUCCACCGGCGUCUUUGGUUACCCCAACGAGGCGGCCGCAACGGUGGUGCUCACUGCCCUUCGGGAGUGGCUGGAGGAGCACAAGGACAAGGUGGAGCGGCUGGUUCUGUGUGUGUUCCUGGAGAAGGAUGAGGAGAUCUACCGCCAGCAGCUGCCCCACUUCUUCCCCGCAGCCUGAUGCAGGCCCUCAGCUUAGGACUGACUCACCAAGGCUGCAGUCCCAUCUCUGAGGCGCACACAGAGCAGCCAAAGCCAGCACGAAGCUUCAACCCGCCCCUUCAAGUGUUGGCGGCCUGCCCUUCCUGAGUGUGAGCGUGUGGUGUUCCCAAUAAAGAAAUCAGCUUGCUGACCCUCUUCGCCCCCUCUCCA
Tachyglossus aculeatus (Australian echidna) is the source of this 1105-nucleotide messenger RNA. It is a transcript of the gene MACROD1, whose product is annotated as mono-ADP ribosylhydrolase 1. Gene Ontology annotation, biological process: peptidyl-glutamate ADP-deribosylation; DNA damage response; purine nucleoside metabolic process. Gene Ontology annotation, molecular function: ADP-ribosylglutamate-[protein] hydrolase activity. Gene Ontology annotation, cellular component: nucleoplasm. The record is from RefSeq and is a predicted model, not a curated record. The transcript is spliced from 11 exons. NCBI's taxonomy places the organism in Eukaryota, Metazoa, Chordata, Mammalia, Monotremata, Tachyglossidae. Bases 24 to 914 code for a protein of 296 amino acids.